Molecule: messenger RNA, 597 nt
Organism: Ostreococcus tauri
Lineage: Eukaryota; Viridiplantae; Chlorophyta; Mamiellophyceae; Mamiellales; Bathycoccaceae
Product: Mpv17/PMP22
Exons: 1
Coding region: 1-597 (198 amino acids)
Cellular component (GO): membrane; cytoplasm
Source: RefSeq, a predicted model, not a curated record
AUGGAGACCUUGGCGUCGAAACCGCUGCUGAAGAACGCGCUGAUAUGCGCCGCGCUCGGGUGCGUGGGGGACUCGGUGGCGCAGCGACGCGAGUCGAUGGUUCGAGCGCGGGCGAAGAAGGACGCGAGCGCAAAGGUGAAGAAGACGGCCAAGGGCAGAGAGGUCGCGGCGGAUGACGAUUCGCACGACUUUACGCGAACGCUCAAGCAGGCGAUGUAUAACUUUUUCUUCUACGGACCGGCGCAACACUACUGGUACAUUCAGCUGGCGAGGUGGUUUCCGGGACGGGCGUUCGCGAUGUCGGCCGAGUCGCUCGCACCGUUUGGGGCGAAGGUUUUCUUGAAUCAGGCCGUUCUGGGACCCGUGGUCGUCGCGACGUUCUUCUUGUGGGGGGCGGUGUGGAGCGGCGACGUUUCGGGGUACCCGGCCAAGGUACGACGAGACGCCCUGCCGACGCUGCGCGCUGGAUGGUCGUUCUGGAUCCCAGCCUCGAGCGUGAACUUUGCCUUGGUGCCAACCAGGCAUCAAGUACUGUACAUGUCGGCGUGCUCCAUCGUGUGGAACGUCAUCCUGAGCCUGAACCUAAACAAGGCGUGA